AGCGACCUGCACAGGAAGUCCGAAAAACACAACAUAAGGACUGAGCCUGUUACAGUCCCUGGAACGGCAACAGGGAAGUGAGGAGCUGGUGGGCGGCGUCCCAAGGUGGAGGUGAACGCUAUCAAUGGCCGCCGACGCUGGAUGGUAGGGUCCGUGCGGGAUCACCAGAACUGUGUUACUGUGCUCACCGGUCACCUGGGAGUUUUACUGCACGAGGAAAGCGGGAGCAGAGACGGGAAGUGUGGGUUUAUUUUGAAAAGGGACAGAAACAAGUAGGCUGAAAGGUACGUUCAGUUUUAAUGGAGAAGAGGACACACUUGCAGUACAUCUUCACCUGCAUCCUCGGAGCAGCGGCAAUCAUCUUCCUUGUAUAUGUCAACUUUGAGACGAAGUCAAUGACCUGGGACGCUUCGGGUUACAGGAGAACACCGCGGCCACCGCCACCACGACCAUCGCCAUCACCACCGAGACCAAUAGAACCACUGUGGGAGGAUCCUGGGCCAUAUCACGUGGCCUAUCCACGAAACUACAAAUUCAUCAUGGAAGACACGCCAACGUGUAACAAUACAAGUCCUUUCCUGGUCCUGAUGGUUCCGGUUGCACCCGCUAACAGGAAAGCUCGGGACGCCAUCAGAAAGACAUGGGGAAGUGAGAAGAUGGUUCUGGAUCAGCUAGUCGAGACUCUAUUUGUAGUGGGCCUACCUGGAGGAGCUGAUGCAGGGGAACAGCAGGAGAAGCUCAAACAGGAGAACCUGCACCACCACGACUUGAUCCAAAGUAACUUCCAGGACAGCUACCACAAUCUGACCAUCAAGACUAUGAUUAUACUGGAAUGGCUGGCUGUGCGCUGCCUCAAGGCUUCCUACGUCAUGAAGAUUGACUCGGAUAUGUUUCUCCACGUCAGUAAUUUGGUUAAACUGUUGCUGGAUCCCAACACACCCAAACAAAACUACAUGACAGGUUUGGUGUGGUGGCACAGCCCGGUUUUAAGAAACCCAUUCAGCAAGUUCUACAUGCCAAGAGAUGUUGUAGCCGAGGAAGAGUACCCCCCAUACCCCCUGGGCAUGUCCUACGUCAUAUCCUACGACCUGUCUGUGAAGAUCCUGGUGGUUUCUUCUCAGAUCAAACCUUUAUAUAUUGAAGACGUCUACCUGGGUAUGUGCCUGAAACGCCUGGGCGUUUCCCCCACUGACCCUCCUGAGGACACUAUGUUUAUUGUCGAACCUGAACAUCCUCUGAGUGACUGCAGCCUGUCAAAAGUGAUCGCAGCGACUACAACGAGUUCCCCACUGAUGGUGAGUUACUGGCAGAGGAGCAGACAUCCAGAAGCUAAAUGCUGAACUUCAUCAGGUUUAACACAUCUGAAUUUAGAACUUCUUUGGUGAUGGGGUGGCUGUUUGUUUGUAGAAGUGUUACUGUGGCAACUUGAAUGUGACAAAUAUUAAAAUUAAGCAUAUUUAUUAUGGGUUUGCAGACAACUUGGAAGCACUUUCUUGGCUGGACAGAAAAAUGUCUUUUUGUGAACUGUAUUGGCUCUCUCAGAGAUAAGAUCUGCUGAACAUUAAAUUAUAAUAAUAAACAUAACGGCUCGUGAUUUAAUAAUAAUAAUAAUAAAAAAUCUGCAUUUCAAGUUAAAUGUUUUUAAGUUUACUCCAUUUUGUCAGGUCUGAAAUAUAUUUCAAAUCUCAUUUUUUGAAAUGCUGAUCAAAAUAAAACAAUCCAGUGGACCAAAAGCGUAACAAUAUAAGUCUACGAGAAUGUUUUGUUUUGACCUGGUAUUGUAUUACCUUAAAGGAGCAGUUUACCCAAAAAUGAAUAUUCAGUCAUUCUUUAUUUAAAGUCUAAAAAAACAACUGUACAGCUCGUGUGACGUAAUCCAAGUGAGAGGUGUUUCGUCGGCAAAGAAACAUCCGACGUUCCAUUGGCCUGGUGGUGAGUAGAUGAUGACUCAUUUUUGAGUGAACUGUUCCUUUAAUGAUUAAUAUGAAUUUGAACAUAUGCGUAAUAGGUCAAGAAAAUUAAAACAUCAUUGCUCACAAAACAAAUAGCUUUUCUCAUUUCCUAAGCACCUCUUAAGUCACGCAAACCCGUGAAGCUCGUGUCAGCUACAAUCUGAUGACGAACGUUGUGGCGCAUUUUCGUUUCUCUUUGAUCUGCUGUUGUUUGGGUCGUACAUACUUCAAAACUGGAUUUAAACACUGACCCAAAGGACCUGGGCCUCGGGGCUUCAGGGCUGGAAGGUUAAAGUUACAACUCUUGAUAGUGUUAUUAAUAUUUGUGACUGUUUUUUGUGUGUGGGUGAUGAUUGCUUUCUUUGUAUGUAUUGUCUUGUUGUGAAAGUGUAAAAGUAUAUUUUGUUCUCAAAAAAAAAAAAAAAAAUUCAGUUCAAUGCAGCUGUGGUUGAAUGGUCAUUUUUACAUAAGACACAUUCCUACCCGAGUGAAAUGACUCUGAUUGGCUGAAGUGGCAGCCAUGAUGAGGAAAGAUGCUUCAGUGCCUCCUCUCUUAUCUCCUUCAGUGAAGGGUACACUGAACUGUGACGUUAUCAUGUAAAGAUAAGAUUGUAAAGGACGGAUUGUAAUUUGUCACCUCAAACUUGUUUGAGUGCUGAAAUUAAUUUCCUGCUGUGCAGUCUUCACUUGAUUUAAAAACCUCUUUGCAGUUGUAGUUGCAGCUGUCAUUCCAGCAGGGGGCAGGGUAACAUAAGAUAAAAUCCACUUGGAUCAAGUUUAUCUCAGGAUUUCUCGAGGAACGUUGUGUAGGGAUUUCCUUUGAAAAUAUAUCCAGCAUCAGGACUUUAGAUUCUCUAUGAAUAAUGUGUAAAUGCAUACUGGCUCGGAUAUAAACAUACCUGUGUUUUGAUGAGUUUUUCCUACAUUUCAGCAGGAUCUUGCCUUGCCUUUUCCCACUGGAAAGAUUUUUAAGCACCUACAAAACGAUAAAAAAAUGUCAACAUGGAAAUUAAUUUUACUGGGAGCACACUGUUACUGGUGAACAAAUGACUGAAGUUGAAACUGUUAUUCACUGCAAAUGUCAAAAGAAAAAAAAGUAAAUAAAAUACUAAAAGUCAAAAAUCAA
Molecule: messenger RNA, 3078 nt
Organism: Scatophagus argus
Lineage: Eukaryota; Metazoa; Chordata; Actinopteri; Scatophagidae
Product: beta-1,3-galactosyltransferase 2-like
Exons: 2
Coding region: 300-1340 (346 amino acids)
Cellular component (GO): membrane
Molecular function (GO): N-acetyl-beta-D-glucosaminide beta-(1,3)-galactosyltransferase activity
Source: RefSeq, a predicted model, not a curated record